Messenger RNA from Mycosarcoma maydis (corn smut), 1095 nucleotides. RefSeq lists its product as uncharacterized. Gene Ontology annotation, biological process: tRNA processing. The record is from RefSeq and is a predicted model, not a curated record. The coding region runs from base 1 to 1095 and encodes 364 amino acids. The transcript has a single exon. Gene Ontology annotation, molecular function: tRNA dihydrouridine synthase activity; flavin adenine dinucleotide binding. Lineage: Eukaryota; Fungi; Basidiomycota; Ustilaginomycetes; Ustilaginales.
AUGAUUGUCAAUCACAAGCUGCCACUCGAAAGCUUGUUGUACUGCGCUGCGCCCAUGGUCGGUCAGUCAGACCUUGCAUUCCGGCUGCAGACAGUACAGAACGGAGCCACAUUGACUUGGACCCAAAUGUACCUCGCCCCAGAGCUCAGUUCCGAUCAAUACAUGCUUGAAUCGCUCCUCAAAAGUCUCGAGAUGGGCAGUAAUGCGACGAAAAACAUGGCCCGCUACAGAGCGAGCCCUCUCCACGAUCAGUCAGCGCCCCAGGUUGUGCAGCUUGCUGGAAACAACGUGCAGCAGCUCGUAGAAGCCGCACGCAGAGUAGCUCCGUAUGCCGAUGCCAUCGAUCUCAAUUUGGGCUGUCCACAACGACAUGCUGAACAAGGUCACUACGGCGCCUGCCUUUUGCCAAAGCAGAAUUGGCCACUCGUAGCAGAGAUCGUGUCAGGCAUGGUGCAAGCGGUCGAUGUACCGAUUACCACAAAGAUCCGACUCCCGGUGCCGAAGGAGCAGACUGCGCAGCUGGCCGUCAUGCUUGCUCAUGCCGGUAGCAGUCUUGUCACUGUACAUCCUCGUUUCGCAUCGUCUGCACGAAGGAGGAAAGGACUGGCGGAUCUCGAUCAAGUAGUGAAGGUCAGAGAAGCGCUGCAAGCACAAGGUCUGCUCCGAAGCGCUGAACAGCCGCACAAAGACACAGCUGUGGUCAGCAAUGGAAACGUGCAAUGUUGGCAAGAUGUCGUCAACAACCUUGAGCUUACAGGCGCAAGUGGCGUCAUGGUAGGCGAGACGCUCUUGCAGAAUCCUGCUCUCUUCCGACCUGCUCUCAGAGACUGUGAACAUGCCCGUCUGCCCACGGCCAAGGAGAUGGCAAUAGAAUAUCUCGACUUUCGUGAUACAUACGAUCAGUUUGAAUCCCCGCUCAAGGUGGCCAAGCAGCAUCUGCAGUCGAUUCUUUGCUCAAUACCGCAUACCAUGCACAACCAUCCAGAUGUCAUAGCUGAGCGACAUCGUUCAGCUGCUUCAAUGACCCGAACCCUCAACAGGAUACAGUCCGACUCGGAUCUCGGCUGGUUUCGGAAGGAGCAUCUCCAAAAGUAG